UACGGUCCCACACUAAUUUCAAAAAACGAAACGACUAAACACAGCGGUCAUUCGUGAAAAAUCGGCAACGCUCGACGUUUGUGUUCAAUUCGAGUCCGUGUUAACACAUCAAUCAACCACAUAAUCCACAAUGGGCGUGCCUGCUGGUGAUGUUGAGAAGGGAAAGAAGCUGUUCGUGCAGCGUUGCGCCCAGUGCCACACCGUUGAGGCCGGCGGCAAGCACAAGGUGGGACCCAACCUGCAUGGUCUGAUCGGUCGCAAGACCGGACAGGCGGCCGGAUUCGCGUACACGGACGCCAACAAGGCCAAGGGUAUCACCUGGAACGAGGACACCCUGUUCGAGUACCUGGAGAACCCCAAGAAGUACAUCCCCGGCACCAAGAUGAUUUUCGCCGGCCUGAAGAAGCCCAACGAGCGCGGCGAUCUGAUCGCCUACCUGAAGUCGGCCACCAAGUAAAGGUGCUAUCCACAAACUCACCAACAACCUCUGCAGGAUGUCUAACUGUAUUAUUGUGUUCAGUCACAGUCCGGCAACAACAGCAACAACUACAAAUCAACAAAGUACAGACCUAAAAACUACAAUUAUGUUAAUUAUAAAGUUUAAAUAGGACAAUUUAUUAUUUAAUUUAAAUAAAAAGUGGAAUAUUUAAUUUAAA
This is a messenger RNA of Drosophila suzukii, 656 nucleotides long. RefSeq names its product Cytochrome c proximal (gene Cyt-c-p). Gene Ontology annotation, cellular component: mitochondrial intermembrane space. The record is from RefSeq and is a predicted model, not a curated record. Gene Ontology annotation, molecular function: heme binding; electron transfer activity. Lineage: Eukaryota; Metazoa; Arthropoda; Insecta; Diptera; Drosophilidae. Gene Ontology annotation, biological process: mitochondrial electron transport, ubiquinol to cytochrome c; mitochondrial electron transport, cytochrome c to oxygen.